Messenger RNA from Amyelois transitella, 1757 nucleotides. RefSeq lists its product as uncharacterized. The transcript is spliced from 8 exons. The record is from RefSeq and is a predicted model, not a curated record. The coding region runs from base 117 to 1250 and encodes 377 amino acids. Lineage: Eukaryota; Metazoa; Arthropoda; Insecta; Lepidoptera; Pyralidae.
GAUAAUGUCAUUUCAUUUGUCAUGUGCGGUGCGACAUGUCGGUAUUUUCUGCGACAUAUUUUCGAAAAAUCUUCCGAAUUCUUUGCGGCGGAUUUUAACUAAAGAUCGAUGUAACAAUGGCUAUAGUUUUACGUACAUUUUCUCAUAAAAUUCUACCCAUAAAUGGAAUAGUUUCCACUAAAAGCCAUUCCAGCCGCUUGGCUCGAAAAAUUCCCUUACGAACACAGUUUCUAGAAGAUUUUCUGAGCCAACGUCGCAUAUCCAGCUGUCAAUUGCUGCCGAAAACAUCCGUGGACACCAACAUAGAUGACAUCUACUUGCACGAGAUAUUGAACUCCCCUCAAGCUCACGAGUACCAACCAAAGUUCCACAAUGUUAACCAUUAUGACUCCGAUGACAACAGAUUGCCGGGUGAAAUAGAAAUGAAGGCUCUACGGCUGACUUCUGAUGACUAUAUUGAGAGGAGAGUUCCGGACCACAAUUUUAAUGAUAUUUCUUUCAGUAAUUUAAUAGACCUCGCAAAAUAUAAUGAGGACCUAACACCUACCUGCCUCUCAGACUUUGAAAGAAACGCGGUGGCAUUCUGUAGUGAGGCAUCAUCCCCGUCUCCCGCCAACAAAACCUCAGAGCCAAAUGAAGGAAAGCCUAGCGAGGAACAACUGAUGAGAGUGUACCACGUUCUCUCUGAAACUAUGCCUCAUCUUUUUGUGAAGCCAUUGGACUAUAGCAUAUACCAUCCAAAUUUGGUGUUUGUCAAUAAUAUUAGGGGUGUUACAACUGUAGGUUUAUUCCAGUAUGUGAAACAAGUAGCGUUGCUUCGUACUGUAGGCCAUUUCAAAUUCGCGUAUGUGAACUUUGAAGUUAUAAAAAUAACGGCCCAUCCCGAAGACUCAUCUAUAAAAAUGAGAUGGCGAGUCCGAGGUAUAUCCGGUCUGAAGGUGUUCUUCAUGUUCUGGAAGUACAAGCUGUGGAACAUCAAGCAGACUUUCCAGGAACAGGAACUGUGGUACGAUGGUUUCUCAACGUUCUACGUGGGCGGCGAUGGUCUCAUACAGAAGCACAUUGCUGACAAAGUGAUGCCCGACCAAGACACGAUCAUCGAUGACGCAGAAAAGGCGCCAAUCGCGGCGAAAAUAGCCUUGCUUAUCGGACUUUUACCGCGCAAUUACCUCUCUGAUGUGUCACCCUACUUCAGCUCGUCCGCAGGCACCACGGACGCCACAGCCCUGCCUUUCAAAGUCCUGGAGUAACUUCACGGCAUGCGCAGGCUUGUGCUACUAACACUUGAUGUCAAAUCAUAGCAUUAUUAAUUAAAUGAUACCUACAAAUGCUGUUUUACAAUCAGUUGGGCGAAUUAAGAUAGACAUUUUUACAAUGUUGUCAUAAGAAUGGUAGCUUUUUAAAUUCAUAUUGGCAACAUCACAAAAAGCGCGAAUAACUAGCGCUGGAGAGUAGGUAUGAACAAAUUAGGGAAAUAAUGGAAGUAGGAUUACACCAAAAAUGAUAUCGAUGAAAUACAUUUUGAUAUGUAAUAUUGUUUGUGAUUUGUGAGUAUUAUUAUAUGACUAACUCAAUGGAUUACUCUAUUUUUAGUUAUCAUGUCACAGCUUUCAUCAUUGUUUUAGAUUUUAUUUUGUUAAACUUCAUAAUACAAUUCGUGAAGUGCUUCAAGCAAUAUUUGUUAGUUGUUGUAAAUGCCUUGCGUUAGUUAUUUACUAAAGUUAUGUAUUUCGAUACAAUAAAGAAUUAUGAGAACA